UGUUUCGUGAGCACAUUGAAUCGAGAAAAAGAUAUAAUAAUAAUUAAAAAAAUAUCACAAGGAGAUGGAAUAUGAUCUCUUUCAGGGGCUUAAAUGCUCGAGCGAUGUAUGAAGAGGAGGAAAUGGUGAUGGGGCCUGAAUCUGUGAGCUAAAAGCGCUCGAGAACAGAACGCAGCACAAAUCCAGAGGAAAGAGAUAAAGAAGUGGAUAGAGUCCACUAAUGCUGUACUGGGUACUAUACAUACUCGAAAAGCAACCGAAAUUUUGGAUCUUUUUUGGCGUUUUAGUAUUAAAUUCAUCAAAUCCCUUUUCUAGCAUUUAUUCCCACUUCGAUUCUGCGAUAAUACCCCAAGGUCUGCAAAUUUAAGCCGCAAAGCUUUUUCGGGUCGCAGCUUCAAUAAGAACUCCCUCUGUGUUUGUGUGUGUAUAUAUAUUUUUUGAGAGAGAAAGAGAGAGAGAGAGCAACUGAAGCAAGGCAUGGACGUGGGUCAGAUGCAGAGAACAUGGGUUGAAUAUACAAAGUCCUUGUUUAGGGAGGGGUUUCUGGAUGCUCAGUUUACACAGCUUCAGCUACUGCAAGAUGAGAGCAACCCAGAUUUUGUUGUUGAAGUGGUGUCUCUCUUCUUUGAAGAUUCUGAGCGGCUUCUUAAUGAUCUCGCCAGAGCUUUAGAUCAGCAAAUUGUAGACUUCAAAAGGGUUGAUGCCCAUGUCCACCAACUGAAGGGUAGCAGCUCCAGCAUAGGUGCACAGAGGGUUAAAAAUGCCUGCAUAGCUUUCCGCAACUUCUGUGAGGAGCAGAACUCUGAAGCUUGCCUGAAAUGCCUACACCAAGUACAGCAAGAGUAUUAUCUUGUGAAAAACAAGCUUGAAACUCUAAUCAGGCUGGAGCAACAAAUUGUGGCAGCUGGUGGUUCAAUCCCUAUUGAAGAACUGAGCUUUUAAGGUUAUGAAGUGAGAUUGGGAGGAUCACUGUAGAGACUUUUUUUUUGGGGGGUGUUCUUGUGUUUCACUUAUCUUUCACCAUAAGGUUCUGUUUAAUUAAUGGGGUUUGUCCUUUGUAUGAGUUUUGUGAAGAUUAAGAUUCUCAUCUAUUGCCACUUCUCAUUAUGAUCUUCAAUUAUCGAUAGAACCUUUGCUGUUUA
Messenger RNA from Manihot esculenta (cassava), 1142 nucleotides. Its product is annotated as histidine-containing phosphotransfer protein 1. The transcript is spliced from 6 exons. The record is from RefSeq and is a predicted model, not a curated record. Gene Ontology annotation, biological process: phosphorelay signal transduction system; phosphorylation; cytokinin-activated signaling pathway. Gene Ontology annotation, molecular function: histidine phosphotransfer kinase activity; protein histidine kinase binding. The coding region runs from base 478 to 942 and encodes 154 amino acids. Lineage: Eukaryota; Viridiplantae; Streptophyta; Magnoliopsida; Malpighiales; Euphorbiaceae. Gene Ontology annotation, cellular component: nucleus; cytoplasm.